Molecule: messenger RNA, 321 nt
Organism: Bipolaris oryzae ATCC 44560
Lineage: Eukaryota; Fungi; Ascomycota; Dothideomycetes; Pleosporales; Pleosporaceae
Exons: 2
Coding region: 1-321 (106 amino acids)
Source: RefSeq, a predicted model, not a curated record
AUGUUCAGGCAGCAGCGGAAAGAAGACGAUAUUGAGUUCAUUCCAACCACAGCCGCUAAUUUACUGGGUACAAGGCUAGACGAUACCCCUCUUCCCUUUAUGAUCCUCAAACACACUCCCCAAAUCAUCAACGUCCCAUGGAGUUUCGCUUUCUUCCUACCACAACCUACAAUGUUUUGUGAUCAAGCCUCCAAUAGCGGCGCUGCCCGUAAAGGCCCUUUUCCGUACAAGCAUCACCUUGUACAGAAUCACGCUAAGCUUUUUCGUGUGCUGACUUCCCGUCUCCAGAAUUUUCCAGAUGCCGUGGAAAAGACCAGCUAG